Gavia stellata (red-throated loon) is the source of this 2199-nucleotide messenger RNA. It is a transcript of the gene ALOX5, whose product is annotated as arachidonate 5-lipoxygenase. The record is from RefSeq and is a predicted model, not a curated record. NCBI's taxonomy places the organism in Eukaryota, Metazoa, Chordata, Aves, Gaviiformes, Gaviidae. The coding region runs from base 1 to 2025 and encodes 674 amino acids. Gene Ontology annotation, biological process: linoleic acid metabolic process; lipid oxidation. The transcript has 14 exons. Gene Ontology annotation, cellular component: nuclear envelope. Gene Ontology annotation, molecular function: protein binding; arachidonate 5-lipoxygenase activity; iron ion binding.
AUGCCGUCCUACACGGUCACGGUGGCCACGGGCAGCCAGUGGUUCGCGGGCACCGACGACUACGUGUACCUGAGCCUGGAGGGUACGGCGGGCUGCAGCGAGAGGCAUCUCCUGGACAAACCCUUCUACAACGACUUCGAGCGCGGCGCGGUUGACUCCUAUGAUGUGACUGUGGAAGACGACCUUGGAGAAAUUCAGCUAAUAAAAAUUGAGAAACGAAAAUAUUGGUACCAGGAUGACUGGUACCUUAAGUAUAUCACUGUAAAAACGCCAAUGGGUGACUAUUUGGAGUUCCCAUGUUACCGUUGGAUUACAGACGAAAAAGAGAUUGUCCUUCGAGAUGGAAGAGCAAAGCUCCCCCGGGAUGACAAGACCCAGAUUCUCAAGCAGCACAGACGCAAAGAGCUCGAGACCCGUCAAAAAAUGUACCGGUGGAAGGAGUGGCAUCCAGGCUUUCCCUUGAGCAUCGAUGCCCAUUCUCACAGUGAUCUGCCUCGUGACAUCCAGUUUGACAAUGAGAAAGGAAUUGACUUCAUUCUGAACUACUCUAAAGCGAUGGAGAAUCUUUAUGUCAACCGUUUCAUGCACAUGUUCCAAUCCUCCUGGAGUGAUUUUGCAGAUUUUGAGAGGAUAUUUGUCAGAAUCAGCAACACAAUUUCCGAAUAUGUGAUGCAGCACUGGAAGGAAGAUUUUAUGUUUGGCUACCAGUUCCUGAAUGGAUGCAAUCCUGUGCUGAUCCGGAGAUGCACAGAGAUACCCAAGAAGUUCCCUGUGACUAUGGAUAUGGUAGAAUGCAGUCUGGAGAGGAACCUGACCCUGGAGGAGGAAGUGAAGCAAGGAAACAUUUUCAUUGUGGACUAUGAGCUGCUGGAUGGUGUGGAUGCCAAUAAAACAGACCCGUGCACAAUACAGUACUUGGCUGCACCCAUCUGUCUGCUGUAUAAGAAUCUGGAGAAUAAAAUUGUACCCAUUGCAAUCCAGCUUGGUCAAAAGCCUGGGCCAGAUAAUCCCAUAUUCCUUCCUUCAGAUGCCACAUAUGACUGGCUGCUAGCUAAAAUUUGGGUUCGCUCAUCUGAUUUCCACAUCCACCAGACAGUGACCCAUCUCUUACGGACACACUUAGUCUCAGAGGUGUUCAGCAUAGCCAUGUUCCGGCAGCUGCCUGCUGUCCAUCCCCUCUUCAAGCUCUUGGUGCCACACAUGCGGUUCACAAUAGCCAUCAAUACCAAAGCCAGAGAACAGCUUAUCUGUGAAUGUGGCCUUUUUGACAAGGCAAAUGCUACAGGCGGAGGAGGACAUGUACAAAUGGUGCAGAAAGCAAUGAAGGAUCUGACUUAUAGCUCCCUCUGCUUCCCUGAGGAGAUCAAAGCUAAAGGGAUGGACAGCAAAGAGGAUAUCCCCUACUACUAUUACCGGGAUGAUGGCAUUAAAGUCUGGGAGGCUAUAAAGAGUUUCGCAGAGGAUGUGAUUCACAUCUACUAUGAGAGCGACGAGGUGGUGUGUGAGGAUGUGGAGCUCCAGGCCUUCGUCAAAGACAUUUACGUCUAUGGGAUGAGGGGCAUGAAGGCCUCAGGGUUUCCGAAGAUGAUCAGGACACGAGAGAAUCUAGCAGAAUAUCUCACAGUGAUAAUAUACACCACAUCAGCCCAGCAUGCAGCUGUGAAUUUUGGUCAGUAUGACUGGUGUUCCUGGAUUCCCAAUGCCCCACCAACAAUGCGCCGCCCUCCUCCAACAGAAAAGGGGACAGUCACCAUCGAGCAAAUUGUGGAGAGUCUGCCAGACAGGGGACGUUCUUGUUGGCAUCUUGGAGCUGUCUGGGCCUUGAGCCAAUUCCAGGACAAUGAACUGUUUCUGGGCAUGUACCCAGAUGAACACUUCGUGGAGAAGCCGGUGAAAGAGGCUAUGGCGAAAUUCCGCAAGAAUCUGGAUGAGAUCGUCAACACCAUCACUGAGCGCAACAAGAACAAAAAGCUUCCUUAUUACUACCUGUCCCCAGAUCGCAUUCCCAACAGUGUUGCUGUUUGAGCAGAUACCCAGGAGAGUUUGGAGGCAUGUAAAGCUAGUGAUGCUUUCCUGUUACAUAUGCUUCUUUUCAAUGAACUUUCAGAAAUGGAUAAAAUAAGAAACCCACCCACUUCAUCAGAGCUGAUCCAUAGUCUGUUUGGACUUUCUAAACAAAUUUGAUUAUGACCGAUCUUG